CUCACACGCGUCUGGGAAUCAUUACGCCUGUAGGCCCUAUUUCGUGUUAUCGUGCGAUCGAACCAUCGACACUGGCCGAUCAACUAAAUUUAUCAAGAUAAAUCCAGAGAAAUUUCAAAUCUUCGCUGAGAAUGGACGCCGAUGGCUUGCCACUAGUUGGUCCUGGGGUGGAUCUUACGAAGGUUGGAGCAAUUCAUCCUAAGCGAUUGCUAGCAUUCCUGAACCACUUUGUCACCCAUACUACCAGAUUCCUGAAUAAAUUUUCUUGUGUUUGUGAGCAGAAACUGUCAGACUUAAAUACCAGAAUACAAAGGCUUGAAGUUACAAUGAACAUCCUUGAAGCAAAGCUAGCAUCCAUUCCUGGUCUUGAGGGUGUGAGUGUGGAGGCAACACCUGCUCCAGGACCAACCCCAGAACCUGAACCAGCUGCUGCUGCUAAUUUACCUGCCUUACCUCCUUCGGAAGAACAGAAUCUGCCAGCAGUUGAGCCAGCACCAGAGGCUCCGCCCACAAUGACUGUCUCCCAGGACCCACGCUAUAUGAAGUAUUUCAAGAUGAUCAACAUGGGAGUACCUGUGGGUGCGCUGAGACAGAAACUUACACUAGAGGGACUAAAUCCUGACUUGCUUGAUACUCCCAAUGCUCCUGCCCCCCCAGCUGCUCAAGACGAUUCAGACUCUACCUUCAGCGAGAGCAGUGAAGAACAAGAAGAAUUUAGUGACUAAAACAACUUCACCAAAAUAACAGAAAAACAAUUUAUUGUAUGUGUCUUCUGCACAGGCUGACAUGUACAUUGUAAAUUAAACAAUUAUUUUAUGGCCAGCCAAAAGUGAAUAUAUAUUAAUACAUUCAUUCCGUUAACAUCAUGCUAACGUUCCUGGUAAAUAUUACCCGUAAAGUUCUGUCAAUUCAUUUUAAUUUUGUUGAACACAACAAAAUUGAAAUAAAUUAUCCCACAAAGACAACAUUGUGUUUGUGUGUAUCAGAUAUGACUCAACAUUUUAGAUGCAUGCAGUGGGUGACUUGAAAAGACAAAAAGUAAAUGAAGGUGUUUGAAAAAAAUUAAUUUGCAAUCAUUUCUAGAAAAGUCAAUCCAAACAUUGAUUUUAAGCCUGUUUGCAUGUGUGUUAAAAGUAACAAAUGUGCUAUGUUGGGUUGCAAGAUUUUUAGAUAUCAGAAUUGCAGUUUAUCAACUAAUAAUAUUGAGCUUUGGUUGGUUUUAAGUAAAAGGUUGCUUGCUUUGAGUAUUAGCUUAUAUACAUUUAUGCAUGUAAGAAGUGACUCUUAUGAGUUUUACUCAGUAUAACCUGAUCAUCCAAUAGAUCAAACAAAAUUUUUGCUGAAUAUAAUUUGCUAUCUUUUGUUGGAUAGUUCAUAAUUAAAUGUCUAAAGAAAUUCGUCUGUGAUAGAGGAAUUGCACUCUUGUUUUUCAAUGGUGUCCUGCCAUGUUAAAGGAACUGUUAUCGAAUACGAGCUGCAAGGGGCCUAUUCAAAAAUACUGCUAAUUCUUUUUAUAAUUACCUGUGUAUACAAGUAAUAAGUAUAUGUACAAUGUACAUGUAGAUACUCAGUAAUGUAGGAUGAUAAUUAUGAAUGAAGAUUCAUUAUAAACAUAUAUGUACAUGUAUAUAUCCACAA
Molecule: messenger RNA, 1638 nt
Organism: Acanthaster planci (crown-of-thorns starfish)
Lineage: Eukaryota; Metazoa; Echinodermata; Asteroidea; Valvatida; Acanthasteridae
Product: WASH complex subunit 3-like
Biological process (GO): actin filament polymerization; exocytosis
Cellular component (GO): WASH complex
Source: RefSeq, a predicted model, not a curated record